CUGUUUUCGGCUAGCCACAAGUUCACAACCUCCGCUUUUCUUAGACAUUUAGUCCCUUGGUAAUUGAGUGGCAAGUAGGUCUCUAGGGCCUGGCUGCCUGAAUACAGCAAUGACAUCCUGAAGGAAUCCAUGUGGUUCUGCAGACAGAAGCAAGUCACCACAUCGAUCAAACCCAGUUGACCAAUGAGGUGAUUGUUUUUUAUCAACAGGAAAUGGGAAAGGUAAGACGAUUCCGAGAAGAUGUCUGCAGAAAAUAAGUUCCUGUUCCUGUUCAGUAAUGAUAAACCCAUUAGCAUAUCGAGUUUUACCGGCAUCAAGUAAAUAACUUACAACCUUGUAACCUUAUUUUUUUAAAGGCUCGCAAUAAAUUUACAAACCUGCAAAACUUUUUUUUAUCGAGUCACUUUCAAUAAGGCUACACAUUACUAUUCUACUUCUGGUGUGACUUAAAUUAACCUCUGCAUGUUAUUUUCUGAUCAGCAGAUAAGUCGAUGAAUCCGUCACUGUAGCUUGGUAGCCAAGCAGGCUGAUAGCCACCUCGCUCACACAAUGCUACUGUAACUGCCAGCAUUCUCCACAAUAUUGGGGUUGUCCCGAAUGUAUCAUGCCCAAUGCCAAUACCAACUUUGGUAGCCAUUGUGCCCUACAGAACAGUUUGUGUAGCGGUUAAUUUACUCGCAACCUUGGCUAGUUUGACCCGGUAACUAACCGAGCCCAUGCCUGACUGGAAGGGCUGAUGGUGAGUUCAAGUUAUGUGGGAUAGUAGAUCGUAUUAACGAUUCCCAUCUCCUCCAUAUUAUUUGAUUGGAUGUAUCGGAGGUUUAAUAAAGACGCAAUAUUCCUCAUUCCAAUCGCCAGUUGGAUGUUUCAUGCGUGAGCGGAUUAUAAAAGAUGUAAAAUAUGAUAUGUCUAGAACUACGAUAUGGCUUGAACGCAGCAUACCUCGAGAUUAAUGCGCCGAAUGCCAACCCGGAGUUUCUUAACAGUUCCAGUGGGAACUUUUAUGUUAUUUGUUAAUAUGGCUACAACAAUAUACAUAUAAAAGCCUUCGUUGUUCAAUAUCAUACUUCAGUGGUACUCGGUGUAUACAACAUAAAUAAUAAACGCAUUAGAAAGACAGACACCCGUGCUUAUCUAACUUAGUAGGAUAAGACAGUUUCAUGGUAAUUAUUAUAUCCUGUUUUUUUGAUACCUUGACACAGUCGAUGGGGUACAUUAAGCAGUGCUCCAUGAUGCCAGCCACGGCUCCAGCUAACAUGUGUGUGGUGGUCGAUACUCCUUGAGGAAGUCCUUCGUAGUCCACGUCUGGCUCGGCAGCAGCUGCACACAGCUCCGGUGGUGUCCGGUGAGAUGUUACAGCAAAGUCCGGUUCCACUCCUACUGACCUUGCCGAGAACCCACUAACUAAUCCACUAGUGUUGAGAAACCGGCCGCCGAGCCACCGGAUCUCUGCACCGGCCGUGGCGGCUGUGACCCCGCUGUCGACGCCUGGUGCUUCCACGGCCAUUCGCCGCGACAAGAAACCGUCCGCUUCCAUUUAAAUAGCUUUAAACAGGUUGGCAAUAUAGCCGGUGCGAAGACUAUGCCAAGACUAUGGCCACCCUGGCCUAGUCUACCGGCGUGGACGAUGGUUUCGUUGUCCUACGGUGAGAUAGAGCAGCCGGGUGCUGACGCACUAGCAAAAGUGGCGCCGUCCCGGUCAAAGCACGACUGCUUCGGGGUUUGGGGGCGGAGCCGAUUGCAGCGGGUAUGGCAGUUCUCGCAAUGGAAAUAAGCUCUCCGAUUGGUCUGAAUAGCUGCCAUUCUUCUAUGAACACAGGAAUGAUAUUGACAAUUGGCUGAAACAUACGUUUUAUCAUAAUUAUAAUAUAAGGCGGGUAAAUAAGUGGGCUGGACUUGACUGAAAGUGGUGCAGCACAGAAGCGAGUCUCCAUCCCUUUAUGUUACGAGAUAGGCCUAACUGACAAAUGACCAAGGUCAUACAAGCGGACCUUGUUUUUAUGGGAAUUAUUGAAUUGAAUUCACAUUGAAUGCAUUGUGUGCAUUUAUAUUAAAUAGUGAAUAUGCCUGUUUAUGGUUUUGAUUCAACUACUCAAAAUUUUAAAUUAAAAGUGAAUAGGAUAUCAGUCAGAUGAAGAGUGAAUUGCUUCAGUGUUUACUGCUAUGCUCAGAGAAACAAAACGCAAAGCUAAAAAACUGUAAAAGUUUAAGCCUUGCUAUUACAAAUUCAAGUUCGUUGUUUUUGGUAACGGAUCUAAAAUGAAUUUAAAUGUAUAAAGACCACAAUUAACUUCAGUAUACGGGUCUAACAUAGGUGAGCCCUGUGUAGAUAUGAAAUGCACAUCGGUACAUUUCCUAUUGGCAAACCUUUAUAUUUUAGUUAGUUUGGGUGACCGUCAGUAUAUGGUUAUAUAAUUAACCCUUACUUACAUCAGUAUGCGACAUGGUAUAAAGAUAUCAUAUAUGUCCACCAGGUGGUGCUGCUCCGUACAGGAGGAGGUGACGUGGCUUGAUGCGCGUCUUUACCGGACAUACGUCACGUAGUAGAGUUGGGCUUUUUAUUUCAAGCGAACAAGAAGAAACAUCAGUAAACGACAGGAAUAAUAACCAUAACCCAUCUGUAAACUAGUGCCGGCUUCAUGGCUGAGGAAGAUGGACCCAAGACCGCUCUUUAACUAUGGUAGCAGGAACGGCCAAUGCGGUCAGAUGAUAUAAAGACGGCUGGUGCACCAUGAGCUGAGAACUGCUUCGGCAGUCACCUGGACCUAUGGCAAGGAUCACGUUCUCCUGCCUGCCAGCCUCCUGGUACUGCAGUGUGUCCCUUCUCUCCCUGGGAUGUGCUCCCCGACAGAGGCUGCUCCUGCUCCUGCUCCUCCUCACCUGCACCGUGCUGUUCCUCCUGUCCUCGUACCACCACCCGCUCUGGGGGCCCCGCCACCCAAUCAGGGCCUCAGUCAACAAGUACCUCUCCCUGGCUGAGUCCAUGGAGGCCACAAACCUGCAGGACCCAGCGCUGAAUUAUGGGGUGGUGGUGGACUGUGGCAGCAGCGGCUCCAGGGUCUUUGUGUACUACUGGCCCCCCCACAAUGGGAACCCCCACACCCUGCUGGACAUCAGGCAGAUGAAGGACCGUGAGAGGAAGCCUGUGGUCAAGAAGAUCAAACCUGGUAUCUCCACCCUGGCCCAGACCCCCGAGAAAGCCAACGUCUAUCUCCAGCCGCUGCUCAACUUCGCCGCAGCCCAUGUACCCAGGGUCAAGCACAAGGAGACCCCGCUCUACAUCCUCUGCACUGCUGGCAUGAGGCUGCUGCCGGACAGCCAGCAGGCAGCUAUCCUGGAGGACCUGGUCACAGACGUGCCCAUGGAGUUUGAUUUCCUCUUCUCUCACUCCCACGCUGAGGUCAUCUCCGGGAAGCAGGAAGGUGUGUAUGCAUGGAUUGGCAUUAACUUCGUUCUGGGCCGGUUUGAUCACGCGGAGGAGGAGGAUGCCACUGUGGAGGUCACAACGGGGUCAACGCACCAGCAGCCAAUCAGCCGGCGUCGUACUGUGGGCAUCAUGGACAUGGGCGGGGCUUCUCUCCAGAUAGCCUAUGAGGUUCCCAGUGCAGUCACCUUCAGCUCCCCACAAGAGGAGGAGGCGGGGAAGAGUCUGCUGGCGGAGUUCAAUCUGGGCUGUGAUGUGGACAAGACCCAGCACGUGUAUCGCGUCUACGUCACCACCUUCCUGGGCUUCGGAGGCAACAUGGCCCGCCAGAGGUACGAGGACCUGGUGGUGAACAGCACGCUGGCCAGCAACAGGCUGCUGGGGUCCCAGACCGGCCUGAGCCAGGACAACCCCUCCCUGGACCCCUGCCUGCCACUGGGCCUGUCGGACACGGUGGCCCGAGACGGCCGCACCCUGCACCUGCGGGGCCAGGGGGACUGGAGCCGCUGUCAGAGCGCCGUCCACCCCUUCCUGGGCCUCCACAACGGGACCAUGUCCCCCAGGGGAAUCUACCAGGCUCCCAUUGACUUCAGUAACAGCGAGUUCUACGGUUUCUCAGAGUUCUACUACUGCAUGGAGGACGUGUUGAGGAUAGGAGGAAUGUACGACAGCCUCAAGUACGCCCGGGCCGCCACGGAUUACUGCGGAACACAGUGGUCGACCCUGAAACAACGGCUGGAGAGCAAGCUUUUCUCCCAGCAGGCCGACGUUACCAGACUCAAGUACCAGUGCUUCAAGUCGGCCUGGAUGUACGAGGUGCUGCAUUCGGGCUUCCGCUUCCCCAAGGACUACCCCAGCCUGAAAACCGCCCAGCUGGUCUACGACAAGGAGGUCCAGUGGACCCUGGGAGCCAUCCUCUUCAAGACGCGCUUCCUUCCACUCAGGGACCUGCAGCAGGAGGUGUUCCGGCAGAGCCACCCCAGCUGGCUGCGCUCCUCCUUCCUCUACAACCACCACCUGUUCUCCGUCUGCGUGCUGGUGGUGCUGCUGGCCAUCCUGCUGUACAUCCUGCGCCUGCGGAGGAUCCACCAGAGAGAGCAGAGGCAGUCCGAGGUCCUGGACCUGCUCUGGGUGGAGGAGGGGGAGGCCCUGCUGGCCUGAGGGGGAGAGAGAGAGAGAGAGAGAGAGGGGAGAUAGACAGAGACCCUGUUGGACUGGUGGGAGAGAGACCCUGGGUGAAAGAGGAGAGAGAGAGGGGAGAUAGACAGAGACCCUGUUGGACUGGUGGGAGAGAGACCCUGGGUGAAAGAGGAGAGAGAGAGGUUCUGGCUAGCGCAAAACACUAGCCAGAAUGUCUUCUCAUCGCAGCUUUGAAGACCUCACUGAGCCAAAUUCAAAUAUUGGAGGUUCAUUCCAUUUACAUGUAGUAUUGUCCUUUUUGUGCUGUUUUUAUUUUUUUGGUAAUGUCUAUUGCUAACGUGCUCAACCAACUUGGAUGAGAACAGGAAAUCCUGUUUAAUUUACUGUUUUAAUUAAGUAUUUAUAUGCAGAAGAGUUUACCUCAAACUGUUCACAUCAAUAUACCAAAGGGGGCUGUGGAUCAGUUCUUGCUAACACAUUUCAAAGAGACCUCUGAGAUCUUGUAAACAUAGGAAAAAGUAAAAGAAAGUUCAGGCCAGAUCUGUUUGGAUUUUAUAUUCCCUCUCGGUUGGUUUUCCAAGCGGGGAAUAUGUUCAGACAUAUUCUAGCCCCUUGGCGUCAGUCCAAUAGCGUUUAUCCUGUGGUGUCCCUUUAAGGCUCUAUACUGUUAUAUAAAUAGACUGAUCGUGUUGGUUUGCUAAUGAAGGACAAAUGGUGACUUGCAAGGACCAGCCCCCCGUCCCCGUCCCCUAUGGCAACAUUUAAACUGUAUUUCCUCAUUUCCAAAUUGCUUGAUUUCACAAUGUGUGAAAGAUCAUGAAAUUUCAUUGAGCCAUUCCAUAAUUGUCAGCUUGCUACUCGAUGCUGCUACACCUCUAAUCAAACCAGAGACCCAGGGAGGGUGUCUGGUGUAGGCCAAGGGUUAAUCGCCAACACAGGAAACCCUCCAUUAAGUCCCUGUUUGUGGAUGACCAAUAAGCAGGAGUGCAUGGCACCAAAUUAAGUUAUCCUGCUUAGUAUUUGGAAAUUAGCCAAAAUGUCCACCAUGUUAAUGAGAACCAUUUGUGUACUGUAAAGACAUACAUUCCGUGACUGAUUGGAGAGCUGUGUCAAAAACUCAAGAAUUGUAAGACUGUUGUAGAUGUGUGUAUUCAACGCCGGUUCUCUGAUGGAACGCUGGUACACAGCGGGGGGGGGGGGGGGGGGCUUGAACAAGCAACCCCAGGAUUGGAAACUUAUUGGCUCCAACUGCCAAGGAAAACGACUGAAAUUGGUUGGGACGUUUGGGUCGUUGGUUGAAGUGUUCUCAAAGCGCUGGGAGUGAGGUACACCCUGGAGGUCGCCCGUCACUCCCGUACUCCACACAUUCGACAAACUGCCCUUUUCAUUUUUUCCUCCAUCUUUGGUUCCUCUGGCUGUGUGUGAUAACCGGUGGUCACUCCUGCGAUUCAGACGCCUCGUAUCUUCAACCACUUAGACUAAGUAAUGUGAGACUACUGACAGACCUGGAGGUGGUCUGAGGAAGAAGACGCGUGUACGUCUUGCCUCCUCCAGAAUUCGGUGGGGUGUUUUAAUGUUUGAAAGCGACAAUCUUGCAGCUCCUAUUGGACAGCAUGACAAGUCCUGGCCAAGUAGUUAAGGGAUGUCUGAACAGAGCUGGGCAUUGUGCAAUCUUAAAGACUAUUACAUUGGAAAUGACUUGAUUUUUUGUCCUUCUCUGAUUGAUGCAAUAUUGCUUAAUUUCAUGUGAAAAAAAUACAAUAAAUCCUUGCUUUUUCAUAAAUACGAAUGUCAUCUUUGGGGGUUUUGUUUAUUUGACCCAGUUUAUUUUCUCUUCAACUGGUUUAACUGGGGAUGAGGGCCAUUUAAAUCAAUGGGGAAACGACUUCCAACGUAAAACGUUUAACCCCCCUGACACGCUGAAGUGUUGCUGGGUUGGCGUG
Molecule: messenger RNA, 6507 nt
Organism: Gadus chalcogrammus (walleye pollock)
Lineage: Eukaryota; Metazoa; Chordata; Actinopteri; Gadiformes; Gadidae
Product: ectonucleoside triphosphate diphosphohydrolase 7-like
Exons: 14
Coding region: 2768-4585 (605 amino acids)
Biological process (GO): nucleoside diphosphate catabolic process
Cellular component (GO): membrane
Molecular function (GO): nucleoside diphosphate phosphatase activity
Source: RefSeq, a predicted model, not a curated record